AAAGUUUGGUCCUUUUCUUAAAUGUCGUGUUUAUAUUUCCUGCUCUUACCUUGAUCACACACACACAACACACAAACACACACUAACCUUCACAUCCCACGUUUCUGUUCAUCACUUCUCCUGCAAUCCAUGCUCAAAGCCUCCAGAUUUUCCUUAUCUUCCUUUAGUCACUUCGAUUUCAAGAAAUGGCGGCUCGAAUAAUCUCGAACGUGGAUAGCAAUUUCUUCAGCUUUUCAUAUGGAACAAACAUUAAAACUUCAAUAUUCAGAACUCAGCCGCUGACCGGGUUGCCCUUGAAGAAAAGAUUGAAUUUUGAGGCUCUUUGCAGCAUUAAAGAGAGAGAGCGCGAAAAUGCCGCAGAGGAGCAACGAAUUGUAAGUGGGAUUGUUGUGGAUGACGAGCUGAGGGAGAAGGAAGGUGUUUUGAGAGUGGGUUUUAAUGGGGAUUGGCCGCCGUGGAAGAAUCUUCCUCAGAGAUACAAGCUCAUUGGGACUACAUCCCUAGCCUUCGUUAUUUGCAACAUGGAUAAGGUAAAUUUGAGUAUUGCUAUAAUUCCGAUGUCGCAUCAAUUCGGUUGGAAUGCUUCUGUGGCUGGAUUGGUGCAGUCAUCUUUCUUCUGGGGUUAUGCUCUUAGUCAGUUGCCUGGUGGUUGGCUUUCGAAAAUAUUUGGUGGGAGAAGAAUUCUCGAGGUGGGCGUCCUGGUCUGGUCAUUGGCCACAGCAAUGGUUCCCCUACUUGCUGGCUUUAUGCCGGGACUUGUUUUGUCCAGGAUUUUGGUUGGGAUAGGAGAAGGUGUUUCGCCAUCUGCUGCAACUGAUAUGAUUGCCAGGACUAUACCAAUAGAAGAACGUUCCCGCGCAGUAUCAGUUGUUUUUGGUGGUUUGAGCUUUGGAAGUGUCUUGGGACUUAUUUUGGCUCCACCGCUAAUCGAGAAUUAUGGCUGGGGAUCUGUAUUUUACAUUUUUGGCUCUCUAGGUAUAGCAUGGUAUUCAAUAUUUCAGGUCGUUAAAGAAGAUAAGGUUCCUUUUGCAGCUUCUCACCAAUCAUGGCCUCAGACUGCCCCUAUGAACAAGUCAUGGACUUCCUCUUUGCAAGAUUUGGGCGGCUCACUGACGGAUGUACCUUGGAAGGAAUUUUUCAAAUCUAAAGCUGUAUGGGCGAUGAUAUAUACUCAUUUUUGUGGAAGUUGGGGUCACUAUUGCUGCUUAUCCUGGCUUCCUACUUACUUCAGUGAGGAGCUGAACCUUGACCUGACAGAAGCAGCAUGGGUCUCGGUUCUUCCUCCACUAGCAUCAAUCUUUGUGACCAGCAUUGCAUCCCAGUCGGCUGACUACUGGAUCUCAAACGGGAUUGAAACGACAGUGGUUCGGAAGAUUUGCCAAACGAUUGCUUUCCUGUCUCCUGCAGCUUGCAUGAUUCUUUCUUCUUUGGACUUAGGGCUGAGUCCAUGGCAAGUCGUAGCUAUUCUCACGAGUGGUUUAGCACUAUCAAGCUUUGCUUUAUCAGGACUAUACUGUACCCACCAAGACAUUUCUCCCGAGUAUGCAAGUGUCCUUUUGGGCAUUACCAACACCGUUGGAGCGGUACCUGGAAUAGUUGGCGUUGCUCUCACGGGCUACCUUCUCGACUCAACUCACUCGUGGGGUGUAAGUUCUUUUUUCUUGAAUUUUGACCUCUUGUGCACAAUUAUCUUGUUAGUGCAAGCAUUUCAUUGCGUUUUUCAUGUAGAUGUCGUUGUUUGCUCCAUCGAUCUUCUUUUACCUUACCGGCACAGUUGUAUGGUUGGCAUUAGCUAGCAGCAAACCGCAAAGCUUCUCGAAGAGUGAUUGACUCCGUUGCCAUCAUCCUGUUCAGAAGUAUUAUUGAUCUGAACAACAAUUUUGUGCAGUAGGUUUGAUUACAUAGGUUACUUAUAUCCCUAGUUUACACUCUAUACCAACAUCAUCAUAUAUAGGCUUUUCACAAAUAUAUUAGCCAAUUCUUGACUGUAGAAUUAAUCUCAUUGUAUAAUUUGUAUAGCUCUUUAUGAUCAUGGCUUGUAAGGGUACAUUGCUAUAUUGUAGGAUAUUUUUCCACGUUAGGAAAUUUGUAUUUAUUAAAA
Salvia miltiorrhiza (redroot sage) is the source of this 2101-nucleotide messenger RNA. RefSeq names its product probable anion transporter 6, chloroplastic. Gene Ontology annotation, biological process: transmembrane transport. Lineage: Eukaryota; Viridiplantae; Streptophyta; Magnoliopsida; Lamiales; Lamiaceae. The record is from RefSeq and is a predicted model, not a curated record. The transcript has 14 exons. The coding region runs from base 186 to 1796 and encodes 536 amino acids. Gene Ontology annotation, molecular function: transmembrane transporter activity.